GAUAAGGCCUUAAUUGCGAUCCGGUUUGGAGUGUCAGCAGAAAAUGGUAGUCUGUUUGACGGAAUYGUCAGAGGCGUCAACAACAAAAAUGUAUUGUAAAACGAUAACAAAAAUCGUUGCACUCAUUGCUGCACUCAUCGCAGUUCAUCCGAUUGCCAGCUAUGCAGAAAAUCAACCAGCCAAAGCUGAAUCGGACUCAUCGUCGUCGCACCGGUUGCCGCGUGACACCCGGCCGUUAGCGUAUGGCUUGCGGCUAGUGCCAAAGUAUGACAAAGGCUCAGAUUCAUAUACAUUUGGUGGCCAGGUGGAGAUCCUUAUUUACAUAAAUUCCAUCACACAAAAUGUGACGUUGAACGCCAAGGAUAUGGAGAUUAAGAGCGUGGCUAUUACUGAGAUGAAGACCCAAACAGACCAGACGGUGGACUCAUACGAAUUAGACAACGAUGCUGAGAUUCUUAAUAUCUAUGCAGCGAACAAUCUAUUGACCGGCCGAAGGUACCAGGUGAAGAUAGUUUUCCAGGGACUKCUGAGAACUGAUAUGACUGGUUUCUACAGGAGCAUGUACAAGGAGAAUGGUGUAACCAAAUGGAUGGCUUUGUCGCAAUUCAAGUCCACGUUUGCYAGGAGAGCGUUCCCUUGUUACGACGAACCUGAGUAUAAAACUCCGUUCAAUAUAUCACUGGGCCGACAAGAAUAUCAGAUGACGUUAUCCAAUAUGCCUCUAUACAACACGCAGAGACUCGAAUAUUAUGGCUGGUGGGCAGAUCAUUAUGAAACGUCACCACCGAUACCAACGUAUUUAGUUGGAGUAUUUGUCGGUAAUUUGAAAAAAUCAGAUGCAAUAGAAGGGAGUGAGGUCGAUGUUUACACAUAUAAUGAUUACUUGAAUCAAGUGCUGUAUGUUACGGAAGAAACGCCAAAGUUGUUCGAAACCAUGUCGAACUACACAGCUAGUUCAAACGAAUUGAAAAAAAUGGAUUUCAUGUCGAUACCUGAUUUUGACGGYGAUGGAAUGGAAAACUGGGGAAUAAAUAUUUAUCGAGAAAGGUACAUGUUGUUUGACGACGAUGCAAAAAUGAAAUUCAAAGAGCAGUCACAAAUGUUGAUCCAAAACCUUAACGCCCAUCAGUGGUUUGGAAAUAUGGUGACCAGUGCGUGGUGGAAUUAUCUAUGGUUGAACGAUGGAUUCGCACGGUAUUUUCAAUAUUUCGCAUUGGAAAUGGUGAAUCAGGAUUGGCGGUUGGAAGAACUAUUCGUCAUAGAGCAACACCAGAUUGCCAUGGAUUUUGACCAGACUCCGAAACACCCGAUGACUACUUCUGUAGAAACUUCUGAUGACAUCCAAAACAUAUUUAAAGAAGUGGUUUGCAACAAAGCUGCGGCAGUUUUAAGAAUGUUAAGAAGCAUAGUAACUGAGAGCAAUUUUCAAGAACCCUUAAAGUUGUAUUUGAAUAACUUUAAAUACGGUGCAGUAACACCAAGUGAUUUGUGGGCGGUUUUUGAAAACUAUUACUUUGAUACUGGAUAUAAGUUAUCAGACAAUGUGCCGUUCACCAAUUUUAUACAAUCUUGGACCGAUCAGUCAGGUUAUCCAGUGGUAAACGUCACUAGAAAUAAAAAUACGUACAUAAUUACUCAGACACAUUUUUCGGUUUGGCCUUCCAACGAUGAUACUACCCGCUGGUAUAUUGGUCUUACCUACACUAAUGAUUUGGCGAGAAAUUUUGACGACGUAAGACCAGUUAGAUGGCUAAAACCUUACACGUCAGUAUUGUACUUGCAUGAUUCAAGUCUUUGUACAUGGGUGAUUUUCAAUUUGCAAAGCACUGGAUUCUAUAGGGUGAACUACGACCUCAAUAAUUGGCAGCAACUUAUAAAACAGUUGAAUGAAUCAAAAUAUACAGAUAUACAUGUUCUGAAUCGAGCACAGCUGAUCGAUGACUCGUUCAAUCUUGCAAGAGCAGGAAUGUUGAAUUAUUCGUUAGCUCUGAACCUGUCGACCUAUCUCAUGAAAGAAGACGAUAACAUACCGUGGUACACAGCUAUCAACUGUUUGUCAUAYGUGGUCGAAAGAAUGCGUCGUAGUUCUGAGGGUUACGAUUACAUAAAGUCUUACGUUCAGAAAUUGGCAGAAUGUAUUUACAAAAAAACUGAACUUUUAGUAGUCCAAUAUUACACUGACGACCACACGACCAUAACGAGCUGGAAUAAAUUUUCUGUAUGGGCUUGUUACUUGGACGGUGAAUAUUGCACGAAAAACGCAAUAAUAAAUUUCAAUAAAUGGACGAAUAGAGAAAGGAUAUCACCCGACAUUAAAGAUGCUACCUUGUGUACAGGAAUUAAAGUUAGUAACAACACUGAUACGUGGCAAUAUAUGCUCAAAGUAUACACGACCACUAAAUCAGCUUCUGAAAAAAACUCAGCUCAAGCAGCAUUGACUUGUUCACAAGACACAACAAUAUUAUAUCGAUUUUUGGAAUUUUUAUUUGACUAUGAUAAUGAUGGUCCAGUACGUUUACAAGAUUUCAAGGACAUAUGUGAUGCGAUGUCUUUGACACCUCAAGGGAUCGAAGCAUUAACGAACUUCUUAAUGAACAACCUAGAACGUAUGCUAAGGCAAAUACCUAMCGGAGAGAGUAUUGUUACUUACAUGUAUAGGAUUUUAGCUUCAAAAGUAGCUCUUGAUGAAGAAAUAGCUAAGUUGAUAAAGUUGAAGAAUGCACCUGGAUUGCCACCAAAAAUUAAAGCUUCAUUCGACGAAUCGUAUGUGCAAGUAGAACAAAAUCUCUUGUGGUAUAAAUAUUACCACACCACAAUUAACCAAUGGACAGGGGCACCGAUAGAACUUAUUACUACUGAAUCGGAUACGACUGUCACAUCGGAUACAACUGUGACGUCGGACACGACUGUGACGUCGGACACGACUGUGACGUCGGACACGACUGUGACGUCGAACACGACUGUGUCGUCGAACACGACCGAGAAGUCACCGGAAACAACUAUGUCGUCAAUUGGUACAACUGGGCCUAUGCAACCAAUGUCGACAUAUCCACAAUUCGAUUUCGACAACCCAACACUAGGUCCAGUUAUAAUAUCCAAGUGUCCCAAUAAAUCUGGUCAGUCGUCAUGUCGUAGUAGUUUGUUUUUCGUCAUCAUCGUUGUUACCUUGGUGACAACUAGGAUCUUAUUGUAUGUAUAGUAAGAAAAUAAUGGCAUCCACUGAUAUUCUUGGAUAAUAAAUUUAAAUAUAUAUUUAUAUAUCACAUUUGUAUCCAUGAAUUUAUUAUAAGUAUUGUCAUUAAAUUAUUAUUGAAUUUUUAUUGUUCUUAAGACUGUGCUUUUGUUUCAAAUGUGUUAUAAUAAAAGAUUGUACCUAAUAUGUUCUAUAUCCAAUUGUUCAAAUUGUUCAAAAUAACAUUACUUUAUCAUGCUUAUAUAUGCAUUGUGAAUAACUGUUAAGUUAACUUAUAAAUAUUAAAUUCUGAAACCAGUUAUACCCCAAUAC
This is a messenger RNA of Diuraphis noxia (Russian wheat aphid), 3505 nucleotides long. RefSeq names its product aminopeptidase N-like. Gene Ontology annotation, molecular function: zinc ion binding; metalloaminopeptidase activity; peptide binding. The record is from RefSeq and is a predicted model, not a curated record. Gene Ontology annotation, cellular component: cytoplasm; membrane. NCBI's taxonomy places the organism in Eukaryota, Metazoa, Arthropoda, Insecta, Hemiptera, Aphididae. Gene Ontology annotation, biological process: proteolysis; peptide catabolic process.